AUGGUGCCAGCGAUAGCCUUGAUUCGCUUUUUCCCUUUUCUCCUUCAUAUUCUACUACUCCGAGCAGCAACCGCCUCGAAAUGUUCGAAGGACGAAUUUUCAUGUACCCUCGGUGACCAAUGUAUUUCGCUGGUGCAGUGGCAGGAUGGGAUUGAGGAUUGCGUGGAUGCCAGUGACGAAGUGUGUCUCCCCUGGCAGUUCGAUUGCAAGUUCGGGAAUCCGCGGUGCGUGGAGACAAAUCGGGUGAAUGACGGGACAAUCAAUUGUCAAUCUGGAGCCGAUGAAGGCUGUCCACCUCACUACUUUGUAUGCAGCGACAGAUCGGCAUGCAUCGAGCCAACAAAGUUCCAGGAUGGCGUGAAACAUUGUAAAGAUGGAAGCGAUGAACCCUGCAACCCCACCCAAUUCUCCUGUCGAAACGGUGGCUGUAUAGCUGCUGAACUUUUUCAAAAUGGCCACGAUGAUUGUAAGGAUGGAAGUGAUGAAGAAUGCACUGCCUCCCAAUUUGAAUGUACCUGCGGGACCCCACGAUGUAUUGGAGCAACUCUUGUAAAUAAUCAAUAUCGUGACUGUUCCGAUGGAUCCGAUGAGGGGAAUGGGACUCGAACAACAUCAUGUGACGAUGGUACCCCUGGGAGAAUGGCUUCUGUCGCUACGUUUUCGAAAGAAACUGCCCUUUGCUCAAAGCCAAAUCCGUGUCCUGAAGAAUUGGGCCAAGUCUGCAUACUAGUUGGUGGUGCAUGGCGAUGUGUCUGUAAGAUUGGAUUGGUGCGACCAGUGGGGUCGACCAGAUGCAUUCCACCAUCACUCCUCCCGGCUUACCUUGCAAAUCCAGCAGCCAAUUGCACGGAUUAUCAAAAAGAUGUGCGACUACAGAUUGGGAGAUUGAAGAAUACCCAUCUAAUGGCAGCAUUACAAUUCGAACAACCGACGCACCAGCCUGCAUCGAUACUUGACAGCUCACUAGAACUGGCUGAAGAUGUGCCUCCAACAACUGUUAGCAAAGAUGCACAAAUGGUGAUGGGAACGACGAAAGAUGGGGCUCAAUCUGAUGUUACGAAACGAACAGUCGACAAUGAGAUGCAGGACCUUGAAACAAUGCUUCCGGAUGAGGAGCUAUACCGUAUGCUUAAAUCCGAGGGCAGCUGCCAACCAACCGGUCCGGCUGAUCAAUGCCCGGGCAACAACACUGCCUGUAUCUUGGACCUUCAAGGCUUUUAUUAUUGCGGAUGUGUGCAGGAAGCGACGCUUGUCGAUGAACAAUGCGUUGUGCUCGUUGAUGAAUGUUCGCAAGGAUUAAGUGACUGCGACCCAAACGCCAUAUGCAUGGAUAACGAUCAUGGCUUUGAAUGCCUGUGUCGAGAGGGUUACCUAGAUGUCUCGGAUCGGCCCACAUCACGACCCGGCCGACGUUGUAGGCGAUUGCUUAACGAGUGUUCGGACCCGAAGCUCAACGAUUGUGACAGAAAUUCGAAAUGUAUAGAUAAACCGAACGGAUUUACUUGCAGAUGUAACUAUGGGUAUAUUGAUGUGUCGCCAGAAGGGGCAAGAAAACCGGGAAAGAAAUGCCAAAGAUUAGUUGAUGAAUGCGCGAGUCGGGCCCAUGAUUGCGACAAAAAUGCCAUCUGUGCUGAUCUACCUCAAGGAUAUUCGUGUCGAUGCAAGGACGGCUUCGUCGAUGCAUCUACCGAUAAUCAGAAGCCGGGGCGAUUCUGCACGCAAUUCAGCUCCGAUGAGACGAAGGAAGGCUCUAUCUGCCUGAAUUUUGGCAACUCGACAAAGUGCUCGUGUGCUAGUGGAUAUCAAGACACUGACAAGCAAAACCCAGGCCGCAACUGCGCAAAGCUGACGACAGACAAAAGUGAGGUUUUCAUCGUCAUACGCUCG
Mesorhabditis spiculigera is the source of this 1887-nucleotide messenger RNA. Lineage: Eukaryota; Metazoa; Nematoda; Chromadorea; Rhabditida; Rhabditidae. The record is from the annotation of a GenBank genome assembly.